AUGUCGCAGUACCUGCGGCACACGCCGGACGUGCUGGAGAGCGCGUGCCGCGAGCUGUCCAAGUUCCUCGACGUCCAGGAGUACUGGUGGCCGCUGUUCGUGAACCUACCAACAUCAUCGCAGGCCAGGAGGCUCGCGCUGGUCGAUGCCGUGUUUGAGCGCGUCAGGGAUCCAGAUUACGACGUCGCUGCGUUUCAGGCGGAGUAUGCCGCGUCUCACUCGGAGGACCUUGACGAGGGCGUCGCCGAUAUCCUCCGCGCGUGGCUCGAUGUCGCCGCGGCGGCCCCGGCCGGGGGGGGGGGCGAGGAAUAUCCACGGGAUGUGAAUGUGAUGUGGCAUGGCGGAGCCGAGGCGGAAGAACAAGAAAUCUAUCACAAGAGGGCAAUUGCGUGCCUAGACAGCGAACGGGGAAAGACAACAACAUUCCCUAUUCCUACGUAUCGCACGCUGGGAGCUGUCUUACCGGAGACUGCCCCCAUCACUGUGAAUAAAUUCUGUGUUACCCCUCCUGUAGCUGCCAUCUAUCAGUUGGCUAGCAACCUAUAUCUACCGGUGGCCUCUCUGGGAACCCUAACAGACGCAAUAUCGGCAUAA
Fonsecaea pedrosoi CBS 271.37 is the source of this 594-nucleotide messenger RNA. RefSeq lists its product as uncharacterized. Bases 1 to 594 code for a protein of 197 amino acids. The transcript has 2 exons. The record is from RefSeq and is a predicted model, not a curated record. NCBI's taxonomy places the organism in Eukaryota, Fungi, Ascomycota, Eurotiomycetes, Chaetothyriales, Herpotrichiellaceae.